UUUUAUAAUAAAAUUUUAGUUAACAUUGAUUUAUAACAAUAUUAUAUUACUAAUUACAAAACUAAUUAAUAUUUUAUUUUAUAAAAAUAUUUAAAUUUUAAGUAUGAUUUUGUUAGAUUCUUUCUCAACAGAUUUUGCUAUAAUUAUAAAAAAUCAAAUUUAUAGUUAGUUUAUUAUUAAUGUAAAUAAUCAAAUAUGUCAUAUUAACUAAUUCUUUAAGUGGUCCUAGUAUAUGACUUGUUAAUGAUAGAUAAAAAUAUGAUCUUAAAUUAAUAGAUUAUAUAUAUAUAUAUAUUAAAAAUAUUUAAAUUUUUUAAAAUAGAUGUACUAAUUAAAUGUAGAAUUUUUUGCUUCUUUACUUUGGUUAUAUUAAUAUCAUUUUGUUUUCUAUAAUUUUUCAGGUUUUGCUUUUGAUACUAAACAAAUAUUUUUUCAAAAAGAAAGCAAAUUGAAUGGGACCCUCGUUAUAUCAGGCCCAGCUCUGUUUGCUUGCAUGCAAUAGAAGAUUAAGGUAUCGUUUGGAUUAUAUUUUAUCAAAUUUAAAACCUAAACUAGUGAUUUUGCGUUUAAUAUUUAAAACGCUGCGUUCAGUUCUUCAAAGGAGACGAAUACGCGCGUGUUGAAGUUAGUUAUAUAACGGAAAGUUUCAGAGGUUAGAGAGUUUGAGAAGACGAAGAAAAGAACGAAAGAAAGAUCAGAAGAAGAAGAAGUAAGCUUGCGAUGGGUGAUGAUGAUCAUAAGCCUCCGCCCACGACGGAGGAGAUUCGCCAGAAGAUGAUCAGCUCCUUUACUGCUGAGAUCACAUCUUCUUCGAGAGAAGUCGCUUUACUCAUUCUUGAAGCUCAUCAAUGGGAUAUCGCCGCUGCUGUCUCCGCCUUCAGAGACGCCGUCGUCGCAGCAGCCGUCGCCGCCUCCACCGCCAGGGCAAAUGUUCCUUCUCCGAUACGGUUGCGAUCACCACGGUCUCCUUCUCGUGCCUUCUCUCCUCGCGAUGGGAACAUCCUCAGCGAUUCAGAUGAAAAAGAGAACGAAGAUCCUAUGGAAUCAGAUGAUGUAGAAAGAGAUGUAUCAUCAUUACCAAGAAGACUAAGGUUCAGAAGCUUAAGCGAAAUUCUUUCGGUUAUUCCUCAAGAGAUCCCACGUACUGUCACUCUUUAUAGGAAUGGUUACACUUUCGAUGAUGAUAAUAUAUUAUGGCCAUUGGAUGAUCCCGACUGUGCAGAGUUUCUUGAGAUCGUAGAAAGCUUGGAGUCACCACGUGCACUCGAUUCUCCAGGUGGCACACGGCGUGUCCUUAUCACACUCAUUAGGCGUCAACAAGAAGACUUCCAUGAGCCACCAAAACCAUUCCAAGGUGUGGGAAGAACUCUAGCCGAGCCAGACUCUGUGCCACCAGCUUCAUCCGACUCACUGACCACAGAAGCAACAACAUCAAUCGAUCCCACAGCGCCAACGACCUCAAUCAAGGUCAUAUUAGCAGACGGCACACCCAUUAUCUCCCGGUUCACCACUACUCACCAUACCAUCAGAGACGUUCGAGACUUCAUUGACGCGGCUACACCAGGUGCCUCCAGAGACUACCAACUACUCAUCAUGGGGUCGUCUCCUCCUACACCACUGACGACUGACUUAGACCAAACCAUCGAGCAAGCUGGCAUCUCCAACGCUGUUCUCACUCAGAAGUUCUAGACCUUCCUCUUAAGCACAUAAAGAUCAUAUUACACAUGUUGAUAUCAUCAAAACACACGCUUUUUUUGGUUUGCUUCUCUCUAGGCUAAAAUUCUUUAUGCGGCUGUUUUUGGCUUGGGUUAAUAGGUGAUGUAACUUGAUAUAUCUCAAAAAGACUGAUCAAAUAAUAGAGAGAAUGAAUAAAUAUAAGUUUUUUUGGAAACAAAUUCUGAAGCAACAUAUUUCAUUUUACAAAAAAACUAGGUAGUAAUCCGCUAGGUUAAAUUAGUUCAAGUAACAUAUUUGCAUAAUAUAAGUUAUGGUUCAUUGCGUGAUUGAGGUUUAUUUAAUGUGUUGCUAAAAAAAAAGUUUAUUUAAUUUAUAAAGUAUAACAUUAUGAUUAUAGUGAAGAAUUGGAAAGGUAUAAACAAUGUUAUAGAAAGUCUUGAUACAAUAUUUGAGUGUUUAAAAGAUAUACUAUUAAGAGCAUCUCCAACAAUGAUUCUUAACAAAGAAUCUUUAGCAUUAAGUUAUUAUAAUAAUCUGUGAGCCCCUUAAAAUUUAAGAAUAUGUAUUAAAUUAGCCUCUUGCAGUCCCUAGUUAAGGACCAAUUUUCCGACAGACUCGUUACUAUGCGCGGAUCUCAUUGCUAUAUGGGAACCUGCGAUUGUUUUUUUUUUAAAAAAAAAUUUUUAAGCUGAAAAAAUAAAGAUAAUAAAAUAAUCUAAAAAUU
Messenger RNA from Brassica rapa (field mustard), 2401 nucleotides. RefSeq names its product plant UBX domain-containing protein 5-like. Gene Ontology annotation, molecular function: ubiquitin binding. Gene Ontology annotation, biological process: nuclear membrane reassembly; autophagosome assembly; proteasome-mediated ubiquitin-dependent protein catabolic process. The record is from RefSeq and is a predicted model, not a curated record. NCBI's taxonomy places the organism in Eukaryota, Viridiplantae, Streptophyta, Magnoliopsida, Brassicales, Brassicaceae. Gene Ontology annotation, cellular component: nucleus; cytosol.